Lodderomyces elongisporus is the source of this 1023-nucleotide messenger RNA. RefSeq names its product RNase P/RNase MRP complex subunit (gene POP4). Lineage: Eukaryota; Fungi; Ascomycota; Pichiomycetes; Serinales; Debaryomycetaceae. Gene Ontology annotation, cellular component: ribonuclease MRP complex; ribonuclease P complex. The coding region runs from base 1 to 1023 and encodes 340 amino acids. The record is from RefSeq and is a predicted model, not a curated record. Gene Ontology annotation, molecular function: ribonuclease P RNA binding. Gene Ontology annotation, biological process: rRNA processing; tRNA 5'-leader removal. The transcript has a single exon.
AUGUCAUCAGGCACAAACGAACUAGAACAACAUCUCCUCACUCGAUGUUAUGACUCUUCGCACGAAAUCUUACAACUCUUGGAACUGCGGUACUCAGCCACCGGUGAUCAGAAAAGUACCAUAUUCUUAAAACGAGGAACACCAUCAUCGCAAACACAAAAAAAACUAAAUCUCCUACAACCUUCAACAACCACAGGACACCCUCCUUCCACGUCUUUGUCCAAUUCUUCUUCUUCUUCUUCUUCUUCUUCUUCUUCUUUUAGACGCGACUUGCUCAAACGACGAAAACAAUCGACACGUGUUGACCUCAAACAAUACAUUUCCCAAACCCUUAAAAGCCAACGCAAAUUAACCAAGAAAAUUCAACACCUUCAACGCCAAAACGUCAAAUUCAAUUUAAACCAUCUACUACGUACAUACAACAUUCCACAAUUUGAAAGUUUCCUCCAUAUGAAUUCAUUAUGGCAAAGCUAUAUUCAAAGCUUACUAACGUACGACGGUAAAUUCCAAUUGCAAAUCUCACAAAUCGUUUCCAGGUUAGUCAAUGCUGAUUUUAAUGGAUGUUUCAUAACGGUUUUGCAAUCGCGAAAUACAAACCUCGUGGGGACGAGAGGCAUAAUUGUAUGGGACGCACAACAUCUGUUUAUUAUAGUUGCACCCCAGGGAAACCAAAGCAAAGAAUGGUUUAGCAGCUUGGAUGACAAAGGAAAUGAGCAACCGGAAAGGAAUCGCAAGAACAAAAUAUCAGCUUCUGAUUUGGUAAGCGGAUUCAAAGCUAUACCCAAACAGCACACAAUGUUUGGAUUCGAUAUCAUUGUUCCGCGCGAUAAAAGGAAAGUUGGAGGCACACAGUCUCAUCAUGAUAUCAAUGUUGAUCAAGCCAACAAAGAUCAAACAGAAGAAAAAGAACCCGAACAACAAGAGACCAUACCAUUCACAAUGAUUGGCUCGAGGUUUGAAAUCAGAAGCAUUGACCGAUCUUCGAAAAAAUUUAAAAACCACUCAGUCGAUAAUAUAUUGUAA